Physcomitrium patens is the source of this 3074-nucleotide messenger RNA. RefSeq names its product putative transcription factor PosF21. The record is from RefSeq and is a predicted model, not a curated record. Gene Ontology annotation, molecular function: DNA-binding transcription factor activity. Gene Ontology annotation, biological process: regulation of DNA-templated transcription. NCBI's taxonomy places the organism in Eukaryota, Viridiplantae, Streptophyta, Bryopsida, Funariales, Funariaceae. Gene Ontology annotation, cellular component: nucleus.
GUAGUAUUAGUUGUAGUAGUAGUAGGGUAGCCCUGUUGUUGUUGUCGUAGAGUAGCCCUGUUGUGUUGUAGGGUAGCCUCCUCCCCCGUUCGUCUCCUCCGGCUCUGGCGCUCUGGCGCUCUGGCGCUCAAGCUCAUUCUCUACUACUUUGUUAGGGUGUUUCUGGCCCAGACCCUGAGCCUUUGCACACUCGACACCAUCCCAGCUCAUCCUUCGCUUCUCUUCCUCGUGAGACCGACGUCUACUCGGGAAGGAAGUAAAAGAGGCGUCUUUGCUGUUGGGUUGUGUUUGAAUGUGAGAUGGGGUGGAUGUAGUUUUAUAGCACAGAGUUCGGUCGUGGUGGGGAUGGAAGUCGGUUUAGUGGCUAGACGACGACGACGACGCGCCAGAAGGCAAGGUUGUGUGUUGCCUCGUUCGAGUUGGGCGACGAGGUUUUGAGAAGGGUGGUGGCGGUGGUGGUGGUGAGCAGAUUCAGAGGCUCGAGGGUUGGGUUUGGAGAAUGCCACACUGAGGUGGCUGUUGGAGGUGUUUGGAGGGUUUGAGGAAUGGGUGUGAGUGCGAUGUAGUGAUGGUUGUUUGUUUUGGGGAGACGAGAUUUGACGGUAGCUGGUGUGCAUGGGAAGUUGGAGUUGCUUUUAGCUAGUGAUUUUGAAGGUGCUUGCAGAAUGGCGGUGGAGUCGGGUACAUUCUUGAUGAUUUGGUGUAGAGAGUCCAGGAUAGGUUAAGUUUUUUGUGCUCCGUUUGCGUGGUGGCCGAGUGUGGCUUGGCUUAGGGUUUGGUGAGCUCCGUCUUCGGCCAUUAGAGCUGUAGUGUGGUAUCUUUUACUCCGGAAGUUGUAGUUGAAGGAGGUCGGCUGUUGGUUAUCUCACCGAACAAAGAGAAUUUUCUUUGGGGUAGAACACUAUGGAGGGCCUCGGAGAAGACUACGAGGCGUUUGUGGAGCGCCUUCAGUCAGCUGCUGGUACUGCAGCGAAGGGCUCUGGGAAUAGUUCCUCAAGCAAUGCUGCUUCUCAUCCUCCACAUCCCACACAAUCUCCCCUUCACCAGUCUCGAUAUGUUGGUUAUCCGUCCACUUCGCACCCCUUCACUGUCAAGAGGGAGACGUCUCCUGCUCUGUCCGAGAGUUCAAUGAGGUCGAGAGAGUCACUAGAGGUAUCUAUGCAAGAUGCAGUGAAUUCACCAGCCCCGCCUGGUUUCACAGGCUCCGGACAACCCCCACGGAUUCCCAGCCCUGCUCACAAUUACAGCACAGAUGUGAAUCGGAUGCCAGAAUCACCUCCACGACGAAGAGGCCAUCGUCGUGCACAGUCCGAGAUCGCUUUCCGCUUGCCAGAUGAGGCUUCUUUUGAGCGCGAAUUGCAUAGCUCUGAAAUGCCAGCUCUUUCGGAUGAGGUUGGGGAGGAUCUCUUCUCCAUGUAUAUUGACAUGGACCAGAUCAACAACUUUAGUAACUCGUCCGGUCAGGCGGGUGCGAAGUCUGCUGGUGAGGGAAACAAUGCGCUUCCCCCAACUUCUUCCCAUCAUUCUAGAAGUUUGUCAAUGGAAGCUCUCGGUGGUUUUAACAACAGUAGAGCUGGAUUGGGUGGCAACUAUGGAUCUUCUGAAGCCCCCCGGCGCCCGCGACAUCAGCAUAGUAGUUCAUUGGAUGGUUCUACCUCUCUCGAUUUCGAGGGUUCAGACAGUAAAAAGGCUAUGGCUUCUGCAAAGUUAUCAGAGAUAGCUCUAAUUGAUCCCAAGCGUGCGAAAAGGAUAUUGGCCAAUCGGCAAUCAGCGGCCCGUUCCAAAGAGCGAAAGAUGCGUUACAUCUCAGAGCUGGAACGUAAAGUGCAGUCCUUGCAGACGGAAGCCACGACUCUCUCUGCUCAACUUACACUGCUGCAGAAAGAUACAACCAGUCUGACUACGGAAAACAGCGAGCUGAAAUUGCGGUUGCAGGCUAUGGAGCAGCAGGCUCAGUUACGGGAUGCUUUGCACGAAGCACUAAGAGAUGAAGUUCAGCGUUUGAGGGUUGCAACUGGGCAGCUCAGCAAUGGUUCUGGCCAGAAUUCGAGUCUUGGUGGGCAGCAUGUCUUCCAGAUGCAGAACCAGUCUCUAAAUGUGCAACAGAUUCAGCAACUCCAACAGACGGCUCUAAAUAAUCAGCAGCAACAGCAGCAGUCCUCCCAGCAGCAGAUGCAUUCUGAAUACCUGCAACGCAGUGGAUACAGUCUUUCAUCUGGUUUUAUGAAGCCUGAAGGCUCAAGCAUUGCAAUCAAUCAUGGGAAUAGUUCCUCGUUUGGUUGAUUCUUGCUGAGUAUGAUUUUUGCUUGUCUGCCCCUGGUCAACUUGUUGAAAGUUCUAGGAAAGGGUUGCAGUUUCCCCCUUUUCAUCGGUGGUUUUGGACCGCCAUUUCAUCCAUCAUUUGGUUUCACCGAAUAGUCGUUCUGGAUAGGACCUUGACAUUAUGCUUUAGCUUGCUAUAAUGGGUGUUAUAGAGGACAACAGCUACUACUUGACACAACCAGCAUGUCUAAGUUUUGGGUUUGGCUUCUUGAUGUUUUCAUGAAUUGAAUUGGGGUUUAGAUAAUUUAUUCUUUGCUGGCUGUCACAGUCUUCCAUCCCAAGGACUGAAGACCAUCUCAGCGCGUCUCAGCGGAGCCAAGCUUUUCUAGAAAAGCUUGAGCUACGAUGAGGCAAUCAAACACAGGCUGGAGUUCUCUGGGACGUUGGUGCCUGGUUUUUUCUGAGACUUACAUAGAUGGGGUUGCUGUGGCUGGAAUUAUCUUGCUGUGAGGAAACCGGGAUCAAAUAGUGCAGUCCUGACAUACAUAGAAAGUUUCUACUCAAUUUUUUCAGGCCAUAUAGAGUUCCUCACUUCUUCGUGAAGUCUAGAGGGUCUUCACUAUUAGAAUAUGGUUAGGUUUAGUCUCUAAUAUUUACUCACAGUUUUGCACACAGGUUUGCAAAAUGUACCUCGCCACUACUACCAGUUCUAGGGACUACACCAGAGGACGGUUGCAGUUCCCACUUCAAUGUUUAUCAGGUGGCAAAAUUUUUUUAUCUAUGAAUUUUGUGCAGAUUUUUUUUCUUGUAAA